Anguilla rostrata (American eel) is the source of this 3219-nucleotide messenger RNA. It is a transcript of the gene galnt11, whose product is annotated as UDP-N-acetyl-alpha-D-galactosamine:polypeptide N-acetylgalactosaminyltransferase 11 (GalNAc-T11). Gene Ontology annotation, cellular component: Golgi apparatus. NCBI's taxonomy places the organism in Eukaryota, Metazoa, Chordata, Actinopteri, Anguilliformes, Anguillidae. Bases 256 to 2067 code for a protein of 603 amino acids. Gene Ontology annotation, molecular function: polypeptide N-acetylgalactosaminyltransferase activity; Notch binding. The record is from RefSeq and is a predicted model, not a curated record. The transcript is spliced from 13 exons. Gene Ontology annotation, biological process: regulation of Notch signaling pathway; protein O-linked glycosylation.
GUGCAGCUCUCUCCAUCUAAAACCAUGUAUAACAGUUAAGGAUUGUUUGAACUGCUGAUUCGAGUAGAAGUGUUGGGGGAUUGGUUUGUCGUCUUUUACUGACUAUAUCUAAACCUGUUACGGGGGCUGUUCAUCAACAAAGAGCAGCAGACUGACGUACCGCGCGCAUGAAGAGAUGUGGGCCUUUGGGGCAGGGCAGAUUUGUCCUGAAUAAAACGGGCUUGGCAAUGGAACGGUGGCGAUGCUAGGGUUACCAUGGGCAGCGUCACUCUGCGCUACUUCUGCUAUGGGUGUCUCUUCACAUCGGUGACCUGGACCCUCCUGCUCUUCCUGUACUUCACCCUCAGCCAGGAGAGUCCGCCCUUCAAAUAUGUGCCCGUCCCGGGGGGCCAGUCCUUCAACUUCCAGCACCGCUUCCAGCCCCGCUUCACCCGGGCCCCGGGGCCCGCGCCCCUGCCCCAGGACCCGCCCAGGGAGCAGCCCCGCAGAGCGCCCGUCCCGGGCAGGAAGGCCGCGGACCUCUCCCCGGAGAUGGGUAUGAUCUUCAAUGAGCAGGACCAGGAGAUUCGAGACAUGGGUUAUCACAAGCAUGCUUUCAACGUGCUCAUAAGCAACCGUCUGGGAUACCAUAGAGACCUGCCUGACACGAGAAAUGAAAAGUGUAAGGAGAAGCUGUACCCUCUGGCUCUGCCCUCUGCCAGCGUGGUGAUCUGCUUCUUCAACGAGGCCUUCUCUGCCCUGCUGAGGACGGUGCACAGCGUGCUGGACCGCACGCCCGCCUACCUGCUGCACGAGAUCAUCCUGGUGGACGACAACAGCGAGCUGGCCGACCUGAAGGAGGAGCUGGACGCCUACGUCCGCCUGAACCUCCCCGGGAAGGUGAAGCUGGUGCGGAACCAGAAGCGCGAGGGCCUGAUCAGGGGGCGGGUCAUCGGCGCCUCUCACGCCACGGGGGAGGUGCUGGUCUUCCUGGACAGCCACUGCGAGGUGAACGAGCUGUGGCUGCAGCCGCUGCUGACUCCCAUCAAGGAGGACCGGCGGACGGUGGUGUGCCCCGUCAUCGACAUCAUCAGCGCCGACACGCUGGUCUACAGCCCCUCCCCCAUCGUCAGAGGAGGUUUCAACUGGGGCCUGCACUUCAAGUGGGACCCUGUGCCCCUGUCAGAGCUGAACAGCCCAGACGGAGCCAUCGCACCAAUCAGGUCUCCAACGAUGGCCGGGGGUCUGUUCGCCAUGGACAGGAAGUACUUCAACGACCUGGGGCAGUACGACAGCGGCAUGGACAUCUGGGGAGGGGAGAACCUGGAGAUCUCAUUCAGGAUCUGGAUGUGCGGCGGCCAGCUCCUGAUCAUUCCAUGCUCGAGGGUGGGGCACAUUUUCCGGAAAAGACGACCCUACGGUUCGCCGGGAGGGCAGGACACCAUGGCCCAUAAUUCCCUGCGCCUGGCCCACGUGUGGAUGGACGAGUACAAGGAGCAGUACUUCGCCCUGCGGCCGGAGCUGAGGACGCGGAGCUACGGCGACAUCGGCGAGCGGCUGGCCGUGCGCAAGCGGCUGCAGUGCCGCUCCUUCAGGUGGUACCUGGACAACAUCUACCCCGAGAUGCAGGUGUCCGCCCCUCACAACAAGGCCCAGCAGCCCGUCUUCGUCAACAAGGGGCUGAGGAGGCCGAAGGUGCUGCAGCGCGGAAGGCUCCGCAACCUGCAGGUGAACAAGUGUCUGGUGGCUCAGGGCCGCCCCAGUCAGAAGGGCGGGGUCGUGGUGGUGAAGGGCUGCGACCUCAACGACCCAGAGCAGGAGUGGGCUUACGACGAGGAGCACGAGCUGAUCCUGGCCGGGCUGCUGUGCCUGGACAUGUCGGAGAUCCGCUCGUCCGACCCGCCCCGCCUCAUGAAGUGCCACGGCUCGGGGGGGUCGCAGCAGUGGACCCUGGGGAAGAGUAACCGCCUGUACCAGGUCUCCGUCGGCCAGUGUUUGGCCGUUAUGGACCCGCUCAGCCCCAAAGGGUACGUCGCCAUGGCGAUAUGCGACGGAUCGCAGUCUCAGCAAUGGCAGCUGGAGGACUGAUGCUGCCGAGCGGUCGGAGGGGGUCGGGGCCACAUAAUUCAUAAACCCUCAUCUCCGGGCCUGGGCCCCUGAACCCCACCGCCCCGCCCGCGGUCCCCUGCACUACCGCGCCCUUCCCAGAAGGCAGAGGAAAGCGGGCUGUCUUUCUGGUCCAGGAGCCACAGCUUUCAUCAACCGGCGAACUCGCCAACCAGUCAGCUACUCUAUCGGCUGACACGCAGCCCAGUUACCAGGUAGUAGGACCUAGCUGCAGGCCUAGCCAUAGCUCAAACUGUUAUCGUGCGCUAUUGGUCAGUCUUAUUUUUACUUUUUUUUCCCCCAGAAAUGUAUUUUCCUUUUCUGGUUUUUAGAAACUAUUCUCAAAUCUUGUACUACAGUUAUAAAUUGUUUUUAUUGCGAAGUGUUAUUUAUAAUCACUGUUUUAAGUCAUGAUUUUUUUUUUUUUUUUCAAAUUUGUUUGCACAGUAAAGGGUAGCUUUUCUCUAUUUUGGUGUUGCGUUCCAAAAUAAGUUUACAGAAAAGUACCACUUGACAGUAAAAGGCACCAUUUAAAAAAAAAAAAAACAAUCUAAAUAGUAUUAUUCCAAUUAUUGUAAUGUAUGUAAGUGAUGACAAAGAAAUGUUUUGUGAAAAUGCGAAGCAUUUUUGAAAUCUGCACAAUAAAGCUCCGUUAUGCAGUUGUCCUCGGAAGAAAAAAAAAAAACAAAUCAUAUGAAAUAUAGUCAAAAACAUAUUGAUCACUGGAAUUUACUUGCUUUUGAAAAUUCAUGGCUUUUCACUGCAGUUAGACCCGGAGGUAGAUUUGGGUAGUGGUCAGAAUGCUCUUCGGAGCGACUGAGUGGCAGUUUCUCUGAGGCGAGGUUGUGUGGAAGGAUGAGGAGCUGCAGGGUGCAGCGGAGCGCGUGCAGACGGGCGCUCUGACGGUCGGCAGGGAGGACUGAACGCAGCGGAGUGCCAGCGGUGUGCCGUGAAGCUGCCUCGGGCCCGGCCCAUCAACGCUGCGGAAACGGGGGCGGGGUGUUAGUGCAGCCUUCGGACACGAGUGUCUGCUUAAUGUGAAUGUAAACAGGUUUUAAAAUUUUGAAGAUGCAGUGUUUUUCUUUUUUUUUUUUUGUAAAUUAUGCAACCAAAUAAAGAGGUUUUAAUUCCGAA